AUGGCUGCCGGUGACAAGGCUUUUAGUGGGCUUUUACUUAAAUUGUUGGUCGUAUAUGUAGCCCUUGUUGUGAUAGAGGGCCGGCCCAUGAGGAAGGACUUGGGCCUAGGCCUUGGUGGAGGUGUUGGUCUAGGCUUGGGGUUGGGACUGGGGUUAGGCGGAGGUGGUUCUGCCUCUGGUUCGGGUUCUAGUUCCGCUUCAGGCUCUGGUUCUGGGUCGGGAUCCUACGCUGGCGGUGGUUCCUGUGCAGGUUCUGGCAUAGGGUCUAAUACUGGCUCAGGUGCUGGUUCAGGCUCAGGUGCCGGUGUCGGUUCAGGUUUUGGGUCUAAUGUUGGUUCUGGUUCUGGCUUAAACACAGGCUCAGGUGCUGGGUCAGGUACGGGCUCGGGUUCGGGGUCCGGUGCUGGUUCGGGGUCCGGUGCUGGGUCAGGUUCUGGCUCUGGUGCGGGUUUUGGCUCAGCUGUUGGGUCUGGUGCUGGUUCUGGCUCAGGCAACGGUGUUGGUUCAGGCUCGGGAUUUGGGUUUGGCCGGGGCUCAGGUAGGGGAAGUGGGCAUGGAUCAGGUUUUGGAUCCGGUUACGGCGAGGGUCGUGGAUAUGGUGAGGGUGGUGGCUUUGGGACAGGAGAUGGGUCCGGCGCGGGUUAUGGAGAAGGAUACGGGCGCGGUUAUGGUUCUGGCACCGGAGAAGGAUACGGCGAAGGUUAUGGGCGGGGUUAUGGGUCUGGAUCUGGCAAUGGUGGUCGCCCUUAA
Asparagus officinalis (garden asparagus) is the source of this 750-nucleotide messenger RNA. Its product is annotated as keratin-associated protein 6-2-like. Bases 1 to 750 code for a protein of 249 amino acids. The transcript has a single exon. The record is from RefSeq and is a predicted model, not a curated record. Lineage: Eukaryota; Viridiplantae; Streptophyta; Magnoliopsida; Asparagales; Asparagaceae.